GUGCGGUACUACGCUAUACAGAUUGCCAAUGUGCGGGGGCGAACAGAAGGAGUUAGACACUGGGUGAAGAUGAAUGUUGAAGUCAUGGUGGUGAGGGGGAAAAGCAUAGUUUCCUUUCUGGGAAUGAUUGCGCAUUGUGGAUGAUGGGCAUCCGAGUCAUUCAACGUACUCCUUCCGGGUGAGUCCGAUGUCGCUUGAGGACUAUCGACUCAGGCUCUUCCUAGCUCCUCGGUCCCAAAUGUGCUCUCCCGUCUCGCCAGAUAAUGAACAUAUGGCCAUGCUUGUGCUUCCUAUAAGGCCUGUGAACAAGCAUGAGACAUUAACACUCACAGUGAAGGCAAAUUCAGUUUCAUGGCAAUCAUAUGUCGAUGAAUCCACUAUAGAGACUAUCGACAUGACCGCCGCUCCACCCAAGAAAUGGAAGUAUAACUCGGAGACAGAGGAUUCACACCAGGGAACAUCACAACAAACGGCUAGGGUGCCGCAAGUUGAAUGCGUCCGCGCUUCCUCCCACCAUGCUGAGCGAGAUAUCUCUCCCCCAAGUGAAUGUGGCUAUGUCUCUGAGACAGAAUCCGAAUACACACAGCCGAGCCUGCCUCUUGGAAGUAUUCUAGGGCAGCUACUAGCUGAGCAAGCAUUGCACCAUAAUAAUGAUUCAUUGCCCAGCGUUGAGGCUGCUCCGGCAAGUGACGUUGGAUCGCAGACUCAACCUGAAUCCGAAACUGUCCCUGAGUCCCAAGGGAGUCGUAUAGAUGAUCUGAAGAGCUCGGUAGAGCGGCUCAUCCUGCGAGCUAGGUGGGAGGGAAUUCAGGAAGGGAUGGCUCAGAUGCGGGGCCAGGUGAAGUGCAACUGCCAGCUCAUGUCAUCCGCUGCAUCGCGAAACGAGCCAGGAAGCUCAGGUUUGCCGUGAGGAAUGGGGUCUUCAAAAAGGAAAUAUGAGACCUUGACACAACUUCAUUGCGGGUGGUAGAGGUGCCGGCGAUAAAAACUGUAAUAUCACUAGAAAUACUUGGCUACAAUUAAGGUCAUUGUCGGAGGUCC
This is a messenger RNA of Somion occarium, 1041 nucleotides long. The record is from the annotation of a GenBank genome assembly. Lineage: Eukaryota; Fungi; Basidiomycota; Agaricomycetes; Polyporales; Cerrenaceae.